AGGCUGCGGGCGGCUCGGCCGGUGAGGCCGGCCCUGCCGAGGCGCCGACGGUCGGGAGUCCUUGCGGUGACCGGUGCUCGCUGCCGAGCGCUGUCCCCAGAGGCUCCCGGCCCUGGCGUCGCCCUCCUACCACGCAGAGCUGGUGUCGGCGGCCCAGGGAGGAGCGCGCUCUCGCUGGGUCCCUACCGGGCCCUUAUGGUUGCCGAGGAGCGCGCUCUCGCUGAGCCCCUGUCGGGCUCGCACGGUGACCGCCGGGGAGCGCGAGUGACCUGCAGGCCCCUGGGCCGGAGAGGGCAGCCGUGCCCUGGGGUCGCGCGCUCGGAGCGCCGUGGGCACAACUUGAGAUGAGACUGUAGUCCAGAGUGGGCUGCGCUGGCGGCGGUUUCAUUUCCGGGUGUGACGGCCCGGCGUUUAAGAGCGGACUCAGACGUAGCCUCACUGUUGGACGUGAACGUUGUCAAGCUGUGUCCUUGAUUGUGGAGUCUGAUAAGACAUUAUUUUUAAUCAGGCGCCCGUUCUCUGUCACGCUCCCGAUAAAAAGGAGAAAAGGGGGAGCAAGGCGAGGAUGGUCCUCAUACAAUUACUUCGUUUAAAGACUCUAUCUCCAGUAGGAUGGGAGUACCCGCCGUCCAAGGUAUCGUGUGGAUGGGAGCUGGGAAGAUUAUCAGACAUGACAAGGAUUCACUUACAGAUUUUGAACAGUAAAACUUGGAGUUAAGAACUAUGCGCAAAUUUUCCAUGUACCCAGGCAAUAUCUUUCUUAGGACUUUCCCACACUAUUUUUAGUUAAUGGGCCUUCUCAAGCUGAGUUUUAGCCAUCUAUCACUAAAAGGGAAUUGGGAGGCACUGGUGAAGAAAUAUGCAAUCAUGGAAUCGCCUUGCUAACCAUCUCCACCUGUUCUCCUUGAUAAGCCAGUGAAGAAGUGGGUUGAGGAGAAGGGAAAGAGGCCAACAUGAAGCUAAAGCAGCGAGUUGUGCUGUUAGCAAUACUCCUAGUCAUCUUUAUCUUCACCAAAGUUUUCCUGAUAGACAACUUAGAUACAUCAGCAGCCAACAGAGAGGACCAGAGGGCUUUUCACCGAAUGAUGACUGGCUUGCGGGUGGAACUGGUGCCUAAAUUGGAUCACACCCUGCAGUCUCCUUGGGAGAUUGCAGCCCAAUGGGUGGUGCCCCGGGAAGUGUACCCCGAAGAGACACCAGAGCUGGGAGCAAUCAUGCAUGCCAUGGCCACUAAGAAGAUCAUUAAAGCUGACGUAGGCUAUAAAGGGACACAGCUGAAAGCUUUGCUGAUUCUUGAAGGAGGACAGAAAGUUGUCUUUAAGCCUAAGCGCUACAGCAGAGACUAUGUGGUAGAAGGGGAGCCCUACGCUGGUUAUGACAGACACAAUGCAGAGGUGGCAGCCUUCCACUUGGACAGGAUUCUGGGUUUCCGCCGAGCUCCCUUGGUGGUUGGCAGAUAUGUUAAUCUGAGGACGGAGAUCAAGCCUGUGGCCACGGAGCAGCUGCUGAGCACCUUCCUAACUGUAGGGAACAAUACAUGUUUCUAUGGGAAGUGCUACUACUGUCGAGAAACAGAACCAGCGUGUGCUGAUGGAGACAUGAUGGAGGGAUCCAUCACACUGUGGCUUCCAGAUGUGUGGCCUCUACAGAAACAUCGACACCCGUGGGGCAGGACUUACCGAGAAGGCAAAUUGGCUAGGUGGGAAUACGAUGAGAGCUACUGCGAUGCCGUGAAGAAAACGUCCCCCUAUGACUCAGGCCCACGCCUCUUGGACAUCAUUGACACCGCUGUCUUUGAUUACUUGAUUGGCAAUGCUGACCGCCAUCACUAUGAAAGCUUUCAAGAUGAUGAAGGCGCUAGCAUGCUUAUUCUUCUUGAUAAUGCCAAAAGCUUUGGGAACCCCUCGCUGGAUGAGAGAAGCAUUCUUGCCCCUCUCUAUCAGUGUUGCAUCAUUCGGGUCUCAACCUGGAAUAGACUCAACUACCUAAAGAACGGAGUGCUAAAGUCUGCCUUAAAAUCUGCCAUGGCCCACGACCCCAUCUCCCCUGUGCUCUCUGAUCCACACUUGGACACUGUAGACCAGCGGCUCCUCAAUGUCCUUGCCACCGUCAAGCAGUGCACUGACCAGUUUGGGAUGGACACGGUGCUGGUGGAAGACCGGAUGCCGCUCUCCCACUUGUAACCCACAACGUGAAACAAGUGGAACUGGUUUUUACGAAGAUAGAGAAACAGCACAAUCAACUCCAAAUGGCAUGUGAGGGCCUGGAAGUGGCCAGCAGCGGGUUCUGGUGGUAGAAGACAGGGCAGCCCUGGGAGUGCCUGGUGUUUUCUGCAGUGUUGUCGUGGAAGCUUGUCUGCAGAAUCACCUGGAGUCCUCGGCAGUUGACCCUUCAGGCAGCAAGCACCAGGUCUGGUCAGUCUUAUUCCCACUCCAAAGGACAAGCAGGUGUGGCACUGGCUAAGGAAUUGGUUCGAGAGUGUGUAUGUCUACGGUGAACUUUGCCGUCCUUUCUCUGCACCCAUGGAUUCUGUAGAUCACUUUGCAGUUCCUUGUGUCUUAAAAACAAAACAAAAAAGGCAGAACUAGUCAGACUGGAAAAUGUACUGUUCCUCCAUAGUGGCAUCAACAAGAUAGCACAGUCUGCUGGAGGGGAGAAGGGCAGGACCAUGUUGGGGCUCUUAGCUAUUGAGUGCUGUGGAUUUGACAUCUCAGGGAUGAGAACAGGGAGGGGCUCACUCUGUAGAACCAGGAAGAUGAUUGGCUUAUUGAAAAGCAGCUUCCCCUGAGUUUCGGUUCUUGGAUAUGUCCAAAGCAAACACUCAUCCCCCAGUCUGUUCAAAUAACCAGAAUUAUCUCUGGAGGAAACACAAUGACAACCCAAGUGUGGUCCCCUAUGAACACUAAUUUACUUCCACACCCACCUUUUGCCCAAAGUAGCAGAACAAGCUGAAGUGAUUCAAGUCAGGUGCCUGUGAUCCCUUCAUCAGUUUUCCUCCCUCCUCCCUUUUCUUGCAUCGGCAUUAUUUAUUUUGAAGAAUACUAUAGGCUCUCACUCUAGCCCAUGCUGGUCUGGAACUUAAUAUGUAACACAGGCUGGCUCUGAACUGGCAGCAAUCCUCCUGCCUCAGCCUUCCACGUGCUAAGAGUAUAAGUAUGAACAAGCAUGCCCAGCUCUCCUUUCCCUUUUCAGGUGUGAGGCAUUUAAUCAGUGAUGCUGCUGUUUCUAGGAGGUGGUGGCUUGUCUGUGCCUUCUUAUGAGAAUGUGCCCUGCUAGUAGUUGGCUGGAGCUUGAGAUGGGGGUCCUGUAGGUAGCGGAGUGAAAGAUGAUAAGCCUUCUGAGCCUUGAAACUGAGGAGAUUACCACAAAGAGCCUCAAUAUUUUGGGUUCAUAUCAAAUCCAAAUUCUAUUCUUCAAAUCUCAUUUGGUGUAGUAGAAUUCUUCCAUCUCCUUGAAGUUGAAGUUUAGUUCUGUAUUCUAGCAAAGUCAUUUCACAUGUAAGCAGCUGUGGUAAAUUCCAGGACUAGGGACAUGUCCACACUCCGAGAGCUGUGUGUUCCCUCCGCCUCUUGUGUGGUUCUGGACUUCUGUCAAGACCAGCCUUCCAGUGCUCUCCUUGACAUUCAGUGCCAGCCAUGGAGCCUGCUUGAGGCAGCUACCUUCCUAGGGUAAGACCCCAGGUUUCUCAUGGUGAAACCUAGUAACCUAUAACAACUUUUAAAAGGCGUGGAGUUAGGAACAUUUGCACAUUUUAUGUGCAUUUUGAGGUAGAUUAAGGAAUAGGCUGCGUUUUUUAAAACUCGGAUAUUGAACUUAAUAAAACAAAUAUUAGCACAAAACACUGUAAUAGUGUUAGCAAAAGGAGGUAUUGAGUCCAGUUUCCAGGCCACUUGCAGAUUCACAGUUGAAUUUGAGAUUAGUGUGGUUAGCACUUGCGAAAGUGGGAGCCAACAGAUGGCUGCAGUCAGCCCUCCCCUCAGUGUUGACUGGGCUGUGGGUCAGCACUCUGUCCACUGGUGCAGUGAGUGACAAGGAGCCUUACUUGUAACAUCGAAGGCACGAGAUUCUUCUGAGGAAAAGAGCAGGCAGAAAAGCUGCUCUGAAAAAAAAAAAAAAUUAGAGAAAAGCCAUUCACACUUUUUUUUUUUUUUCACACUCAUGGCAUUAGGAGGUACUCAGACCCACAGUGAAUAAAGUUAGAAUUGAGCCAACAGUGGUGAGACACAGCAAUUAGAAUAUAAACCUGUGUUCUAAGGUGGAGUUGGGUUAAGGUAGGAAAGGUAUAUUUGGGUGAAUCUUGGCAUGGCGGGUGGGGCUGUGGACCAGCCAUAAGCUUCUAGCCCCAAAUUUAUAGACACAAAGUUCUGUUGGGGGAAAUAAGACAGAUACAUUUUUCAAAGGUGUUGUGACCCUGGCCUCUUCUGGGGUCAUUUUAGCAUUAGGACUGUCACAAUCGAGUCACCAGAGGGCAUUUGCCAACCCACCAUCUGCAGAACAAGCCAGAACCCAUUGCUGGCUCCUCGUUUGCUCCCACCUCUUAAAUAUAUGUAUUUUAGUUGCAAAGGGAAAUUUGGAUAUAGAAUUUAUAUUCCCAAAACUGUCCCUUAGUCUCAGGCUGCAUUGUGCUUUGGGGAGGACUAUAAGUAAGUCUCUUUCAAAACAGUAGGCUCCAGUGUGCUGGAGACGAAUGGUAUUUUUAAGGUAUGUUUACCUGUUUGCACUUAGGGUUAAGUGUCAAACUAAAUUUUAAGAAGAAAAUGGAAGAAUUCAGGUACCUUUAUUACAUUCUUUUAGCAGAGUGAACCCUGACAGCUUCUCUAUUUUCCCAGUGCUGGGGACAGCAUUGUCAUCCAAAGACUUCAUGUUUUCUUUCAGACACUCACACUUUGGCUUUCCCUCUCCAUGCACCACAUUCCUUCAGCCUCCCUUCUCACCCCUCUCUGGAUCCCUCUGAUCAGCAAAUGACCUUCUCUUAUGAUCAUAGGACAGCUGCUGUCGGCAAGCCCCCUUGUGCAGCCUGGGAUCCGGGCUCAGCACAGGUGGGUAGAGGUGUCGAGGGUAAUGUGGCCGUGUGUGCAUUCUGCCAAGGAAAAUAGAUUUACUUUGACACAAGGAAAUACUGACAUUGAGAAAGGACUUGGCCCUUGGCCGGUAAAGAUUAGCAUGUUCAUCAGCGUCUGCUGAGCCAGGUGACCUGACUGUGAAACGUGCUCCCUGGGGAGGCUGGCUUUUCUCCCUCUAUUUCUCUAGUCUGGGUGGUGAGUGGGGCUGGGUACUGCACUGUCACAGUGUUUAGGAGCUAAGGUGAUCCUCAUAAACUACUGGGGGAAGCUGGGAAUAACUUACUGGGAAGCUAAUUUAUUUGUCUAAAGGGUGGUGUAGGUAUCAUUGCCCUCUUGUUUGAUCUGCCUAGGAUUUCCUCUUGGAGCUGUUGUGCAGACAGAGGUUGUACUUGGUAAGACACCAAACAAAUUUCUAAUGUGUUCUAUGGGUUUCAAUCUGAAAAAAAUAAAGAUUUUAAUAUAUA
Alexandromys fortis (reed vole) is the source of this 5527-nucleotide messenger RNA. It is a transcript of the gene Fam20b, whose product is annotated as FAM20B glycosaminoglycan xylosylkinase. Gene Ontology annotation, cellular component: Golgi apparatus. The transcript is spliced from 10 exons. Gene Ontology annotation, biological process: proteoglycan biosynthetic process. The record is from RefSeq and is a predicted model, not a curated record. Bases 954 to 2183 code for a protein of 409 amino acids. Gene Ontology annotation, molecular function: phosphotransferase activity, alcohol group as acceptor. NCBI's taxonomy places the organism in Eukaryota, Metazoa, Chordata, Mammalia, Rodentia, Cricetidae.